This is a messenger RNA of Durusdinium trenchii, 1408 nucleotides long. NCBI's taxonomy places the organism in Eukaryota, Dinophyceae, Suessiales, Symbiodiniaceae. The record is from the annotation of a GenBank genome assembly.
AAGAAACGGCCUCUGAGAAAUUCAACUCCGGAGAUGGACCUCCAAUGCUUCUGAGAUAGACAUGGUGCGGAAGCUGCCCAAGGCGGCGGCCCAGUCAGCCAAGUCGGCGGAGUUGCCCACGGAUCGUCCCACGGCCGAGGCUGGCGCGCCGGCUGCGGUUCCAGCGGUGGUGGGGUCUGAGCCUGUAGAGGUGAGGGAAGAAAGAGAAGAGCCCAAAAGGGAGAAGAAAGGUGAAGAGGUGGUCGUGGGCCAUGAGGAGAAGGAUCUGGUGGUUUUAGGUCAGCGUGCUGAUGAAGCACAGCGGCUGGAAGAGGAGGCCCAGCUGCCCUUCCUGUCUCGCUGUUGCACGCGGCUUUGCCAUCAGUGCCGUGAUUGUUGGAGAGGAUUCCAGUUAAGAUGCAGUCGCGGCUUGGAUGCCCUGGAAGCCCUUUUGACUGCCCAACAGGCCGGUCGGAGGCGAAGCAGAUUUCAAGCCGAGUUGCGAAAUCUUGCUUCAGAGAAGCUGCCCAAGCUCAGCACAAUGGAGCGGUUGAUGGGACCAUCUGCCAAGACCAGAGAACUCUGCCAGAGCCUUACCUUUAAAGAUGAGGAGGUCCUUCAUGCUUUCGCACAAGCUGAGCAAAAGAGCUCUCCCUUUGAAGCCUUAGAACAGGACUUUUGGAGUGUGCUUCCCCGGCUGCUUUGCCAAGUUUUCUUGGUCGUGAUCCUUUGCUCGGGGGUCUUUUGCCUCUUAGCCACCAUCGCCUUGGCACCGACCCGUAGCAUCACCCUGAGCUCCACCGGAAGAAUCCUCGACGCCGGGUCUGUGGCGGGGUCAGCAUCGGUGGUGCAUGUGCGGCCAGUGUGGGACUUCCCGCUGUUGAGCUUCAACGAGCUGCGGCAGAUUGAGGAGGUGGUCUUCGAACAUCAACAUGAAGUUCAUGUGCUCAAGGUCGCCGUGACUACGAAGCUGCCAGAUGGCUCAGUACUGCUUCAGUCCACUGAUUCAGCACUUCGCGUGCAAGCCGAUGGUCAGGCUUUCUGGCAAACUUCAAGUGAAGUCUUCCUGGCAGACAUGGAGGCUCUGAGAACUAUCUCCGGUGGAGAUCGGCUUUUGGGCAGCUUGUUGUCAGUUGAGGUCCUCCAGUCUUGACGGCCUCAGUGCACCCCAGGAGGAUCGCCCCGGAAUCCGUUUUUUUCCCAGGUUGUGAUGAGGCACCUCAUGAGUGGUGUAGGAUGGCAACGUACUCAUCCGAGGGAGGGACAUCAAAGGGGUUGAGACCAAAGUCUGAGGAGGUUUCACUAGUUCUGAUGUGAAGGCAUGGUCUAAACCAUGGCUUUCAGUAUCUUCACCUGGUGCCGGAAGCGUUCUGUGCCAUCCUGAGAUCCGACGGAUCUCGUUUUCCGCGACGCGUCCGGAAGUGCAAAA